AGGGAGACGCGCGGCGCGGGAGGCGCCCGCACAGCCGCCGAGCCGGACGCGGGCGGCGACGGCCCCGAGCGGCCUCCGAUGCGGCGCAGCGUGAAGAGGCGGCGGCGCCGACCCCCGGCCGCCCGGGGCGGUGGCUUCGGGGCGGGAGGAGGGGCCGGGCUGGACGCGCGGGAGGAGAAGGUGGUGUACUCGCGCUCGCAACUGUCGCUGGCCGACAGCACCAAGGCGCUGGGCGACGCCUUCAAGCUGUUCAUGCCCCGCAGCACGGAGUUCAUGAGCUCGGACGCGGAGCUCUGGAGCUUCCUCUGCAGCCUCAAGCACCAGUUCUCCCCGCACAUCCUGCGCAGCAAGGACGUCUACGGCUACUCGUCCUGCCGGGCCCUGGUGCCCGACCCCCCGCCGCCGCCCGCCGCCCCCCCUUCUCCACGGCGCCCGGGCCCCCACGGAACGCCACGCGCCGCGCCUCUUCCCACGGCGUCCCCCGGCCGCGCCGCCGCCGCGGGCAGGAGGAGGCCCCGGCCGCGCCCUUCGUCCCCGCCGGCGCCCGGGGAGACCCGGCCGGACAAGCCCGCGACGCCCGCGCCCUGCUUCGGGGGCCGCACCCUGGAGGAGAUCUGGAGGGCGGCCACCCCGACGCUGACCACCUUCCCCACCAUCCGCGUUGGCGGCGACGUGUGGGGCGAGCGCAGCCUGGCGGCAGCGCGGCGCAGGGCGCGCCAAGUGCUGCGCGUGGACCUGGAGCCGGUGGUGAGGCUCCGCCGCUUCCCGGUGCCCCGGGCGUGAGGCGCGGCCGUGGGCGCCCCCUGCCGGCCGCGAGCCUGGGCGGAGCUUCCCCCGAGGAAGGGACAAGUGUCAGUCGAGUGUUUACAGAACCGGCUGGGACCGGGUCCCCCAGUGCACUUUAGCGCGGAGGAGCCCGACGCGUGGUCAGCGCAUCCGGGCCGCGGCCGCCUGCUGGCUCCGGGACAGGUGCGCCCUCCGCGCGCCCCGCACGCGCCGGACCGGGACACGGCUGGACCCGCGGGCCGCCCCUCGCUUCCGAACCCCGCUUGGAGACCUCUCCAGGACUGAAGGGGAAGAUCCGUUUCUCCCUUUGGACUCUACCUCACUGGUCUGGAAGUCCUCCGAAGAAGUCGUUCUUUUCCAAAGGAAUUUGUUUUCGUGCUUGUGUAAUAAAGCCAGAAUUCACUUGCUCUUUAUCCCCUCUCUCCCCUCUUCUUUUCCCCCCUUCCUGACUGCCACUCCUCUUUCCGGACAGAAGAUCGAACAUGUUUUGUGGUGUUGCACUAGCUUGUGCUCAGGGUAUUCUGAAUCCGACUCUUUUCCUAAUUUUUACUGGAUUCCAAAACUUUGACCAAGGAUGUUUUUCAAGAGGCUCAAGCUUACCACUGUUAGUACUGCCAGGAUUUGUAUGUUUUUUGAAUUUCAUGGGCUCAGUGAUUACAAAGAGAUGCAAAGUACAACUGUUGAAACAUUUAAAAAGUGUUCUGAAGAAUUUUAUAUGGAAUUUAAUGUUACAUUUACUGAGCUCUGAAAGAAAAUGGUAGAACGCUUAUAUAAAGUUUUGUUGAGGAAAAA
Heterocephalus glaber (naked mole-rat) is the source of this 1578-nucleotide messenger RNA. Lineage: Eukaryota; Metazoa; Chordata; Mammalia; Rodentia; Bathyergidae. The record is from RefSeq and is a predicted model, not a curated record.